AUGAAAAUCGACUGGAAAGAGCUGUUUAUCGCACUUUUCAUGUUGAAGAGAGCAAGCACAACCCCCGAGAGCACGGGGGAAAAAGGCAGAAAAGGCACAUUCUCAAUUGGGGCUUUUAUGGCGCAAAUUAAGCAGAAAACAGCAGGCCCGUGCAUGCACAUAGAGAAGCAAGAAGGCCCGCAUCUCGCAAAAUCCCGACACGUUAUUAUAACUGCAGAGAAGGCAAGGCAGGCCUUGGAAGAGACAGACGAGAGUGGAGGCCUGGCUGUUUUGGUGUUUGAAGGCUUCAAUGCGAAUCAAACGACGCUGCACCGAAUGGGCAAGACCUCCCCGCAGCGCACAUACACGCUGAAGCCCCUGAGAAAGAGCAGCAGCUGGUUUUUGUGCGUUGGAAAGGCGCAGAAGGAAAAGGAGGAAGGAAAGUCCUCCGUUGCAGCGAAAAUAGUAGCAGGCCCCAUCGACCAAAAAUCCCAGAGAAAGAAGCCAGUUUGCGCUAUAUUGUGCCACAGAGGAAGAACUGAAGUCUUUUCGCACACUCUUGCAAGAGACAGCGAGUGCGGAGUGUGGGUCUUUGGGGAGGAUAAACCCGAGAAGCGCAGGAAGCUUCUGGACUUGAUUUUUCCCACGCCGAAAGAAUCCACGGAAAAGGAAAGCACUCAGCAGAGGACUGCCUCAGCAACUGUGCAGGCCCCUCUUACGUGCCGAACAAGGCGAAGGGAGUGGGAGGGGUUUAUGCCCAAAGACAUUUUAGACUACGAAACCAGGGCAGUCAUUGAAGACAGGUUUUUCCUGAUGAAUCUCAUCACUGAAAGCACUCCCCCGCAUUUGUACCAGUGCCUCAAUCAAAUAUGCAGAACCUCCAGCGCCCUAACUACAAAGCAAAAAAAGAGUACGUAG
Molecule: messenger RNA, 897 nt
Organism: Nematocida major
Lineage: Eukaryota; Fungi; Microsporidia
Exons: 1
Coding region: 1-897 (298 amino acids)
Source: RefSeq, a predicted model, not a curated record